AUGUAUGAUAAAAAUAAACGUGUUAAUUAUGCAUUGGAGGAGAGGAGAGUACUAACAGAACUGGUAGAAAAAUAUAAAGACAUUAUUGAAAAUAAGGAGACUAACGCAGGAAGCAAUCUACAAAAAGAUCAAACUUUGAAAGCAAUAGAAAAAUUAUUUAAUUCCAAAAAUGUUAAUGUCUACAGAGACGCUAGUUCUUUAAGGAAGCAAUGGGCCCAUAUUAAAAUGGAAACAAGAAAAAAAGCCGCGUUAGAAAGGCAAGAAAUGUACACAAUCGGAGGAGGUACAUUAAAGAAUGGUAGUUGCAGUAGUACUAAUAAUGAUGAUUUAGUAUUGUCAAUAGUUAAUAAUAAAAUUAUAACCGGUUUAGAGAAUCCCUAUGACUCCGAUGCAAUAGUUAUAAAACCAAUAGAACCAGAAAUUGUAAACAUCAAUGAAAUUUCAAGUGUGAAUAUAAUAGGAGCUUCUGAAGUACUUUCCAAUGCCAAUACGGAAAAUUUAGCUCUGCCGACUGAAGAACAAAAAUCAGAAAAAAAUGAGAAGAAACCUAGAUGGUCAGCAAAAAGGAGACCAAAAUUGGAGAAGAUAGGUCCUGUUGAAAAGGCAAAGAUUGAAGUUUUACAUGCCCAAAGGGAUCAAAUAUUACAGGAAAUAGAGAUGAAAAAAAAAUUAUUUGACCUAGAAUAUGAGCACAAGAAAAAAUGUUUAAAUUGGAAGAGGAAAAAUUGCAAAUUUAAAUUAUAUAAUUUUUUCUUUAGUUUUUGUUAUAAAUAGG
This is a messenger RNA of Psylliodes chrysocephalus, 775 nucleotides long. The record is from the annotation of a GenBank genome assembly. Lineage: Eukaryota; Metazoa; Arthropoda; Insecta; Coleoptera; Chrysomelidae.